This is a messenger RNA of Symbiodinium natans, 2049 nucleotides long. The record is from the annotation of a GenBank genome assembly. NCBI's taxonomy places the organism in Eukaryota, Dinophyceae, Suessiales, Symbiodiniaceae.
AUGGCGCAAGCUGUGAGAUUGCUGAUGGGCAUUUUCACUUCUCGCGGGGAUGCGCGUGCAAUCGGCAACUCAGAGGAGGCUGGCGAGAACGUGGAGGAUCUGCCUGACUGCAAGGACAAGACUGGCAUCCCCCAUGGCCCCGAAGUGGAGCUUGCCAACGAGCCGGAAAAAGGUGCUCGCGGUGGGGAAGCAAACAAGGAAGCAGACAGCAACGCCGGUAGUUCGAUUUCCGAGGACAAGGUCAAGGACGUGUGCAACAAGGAGAACUCCCAAGAGAAGAAUGAGAAAAAUGAGAAGAACGAGAAGAAGGAUAAGAAGGACAAGAAAGACAAGAAGGACGCGUGGCAUUUGGCAAAAUCUGCCCGUGGGUGGUCGCCACAGGACAGCAGCAGCUGGAAAGAUGUGUGCCCGGAGGAGAAGGCUUCCGGUAGCGAGUCGCGCGCAGAUGUCUGGCGAAAGGCCGUAGCUGCCCGCGGCUGGACCCCUGAGGAAGGCUCGGCCUGGCCCGAUGAGGAGGACGACGAGCCGGAAAGCAGCGAAGAGGGCAGCGGCCAAACCGACACGAGCACAGCUCGUUCCACCAUCUCGAUGCUUUUGAACAUCUUCUCCUCUGCGGCCUCAGAGCACGAAGAAGAAGAGCGGCCGCCUCCUUCGCCAGAGCUGGAGGAGCUGCGGCGGGCAGUGCUGGCGGCAGAGGCCCUCUCGUCGGGCCAGCACUCCGAGCUCCUGGAACACGUCCGCGCGAAGCUGGAGGAGCUCGAAGCCGAGCUCGCGCGCGAUGUCAAGGUCCACAUCGUGAACGGCAUGAGUGGCGAGCUAGCUGCCGUGGUGAGAGCCCGGCCCGGUGAUACGGCCUUCCGCCUCAAGGAGGCAAUCCUGUCGGAGGGGAUUGUGAACUCUGAGGAGGAUGGCCUGUGCUCUAUCAACUUCCUGCACGGGGGCCAGCUGAUGGACGAGUCCAUGACUCUCUCGGAGGCCGGAAUCCGAGAUGGCGACCAGGUCCAGCUGGUUCGCAGCCCUUUGCGAUGCCUCACUGCGUCCUUGGAUGGCACCGUGCGCCUCUGGCAGCUGGACUCCAAGGCGACGGAUGAGACGAACCCUUUCAUUAGCUUCCGAGAGGAGGAGGCCCUGGAUAGCCAUGGGCCGGUCCUUUCCGCUUCCCUCGCGCCCGAUGGGCGGUCGCUGCUAACUGUGGCCGCAGGGGGCGAGGGCCAACUGUGGUGCGCGGAGACGGGCAGGGCCAUGGGAGAACUUCAGGGAGCCGCGGCCACUGGACAAUUCUGCCCUGGCGGCAGUCGCGUUGUGGGCUCGUCCAGCGACGAAGAAGCCAGGAUCUGGUGCGCCAGCACAGGCAAGUGCCUGCACACCCUACAGGGUCACAGUGGUGAAGUCAGAGCAGCGCGCUUCUCUCCGGACGGCAAGAUGGUGUUAACAGGUGCUGGGGACGGCCUGGCGGCCCUCUGGGCUGCCAGCAGUGGCCAGCGAAUCGCCACGCUGGAGGGCCACCUAGACACCGUGAAGAGUGUGGAUUUUUCCCCAUGCGGGCAGAUGGCAGUGACAGCCUCGGCAGACGGCACGGCGCGGGCAUGGGCCGUCCCUUCGGGAAAGCCUCUGCAGGUCUUCCGAGGACAUAGCAAAGCCAUUGGCUCGGUCAAGUUCUCGCCAGACGGCGACCGGAUUUUGACUGCGUCGGCCUUUGACGGAACGGCGCGGCUCUGGGAAGUGGCCAGUGGAACCUGUACGCUGGUGAUUCCUGGCGAUGGAAAGGUGGUGAAUGAUGCGGUCUUUUCGCCCGACGGCCAGAAGGUGCUGUUGGCCUCCGCCAGCGACAGCCUCCGCGUUUUCGGAGCUGAGGAUGGCGAAUGCGUUCUGACCCUUUCUGGGCAUGAAGAUUGGGUCAGAUCUGCAGCUUUCUCACCAGACGGGACCAUCAUCGGUUCGGCCUCCUACGACGGCACGGUUCGACUCUGGAGCGUGACGGGCAAGUGUCUGAAGGUUUUGGAAGGCCAUGACGGUGCUGUGAUCUCAGUGGCCUUCAUUGAGGGCUGA